This is a messenger RNA of Cimex lectularius (bed bug), 569 nucleotides long. RefSeq names its product 40S ribosomal protein S12 (gene RpS12). Gene Ontology annotation, biological process: translation. The transcript has 4 exons. NCBI's taxonomy places the organism in Eukaryota, Metazoa, Arthropoda, Insecta, Hemiptera, Cimicidae. Gene Ontology annotation, molecular function: structural constituent of ribosome. The coding region runs from base 126 to 536 and encodes 136 amino acids. The record is from RefSeq and is a predicted model, not a curated record. Gene Ontology annotation, cellular component: cytosolic small ribosomal subunit; ribosome.
UCAAUUACCUAUCCGCUUGGACGGUGUUCUUCCCCCAUUUUGCCUUAACCCUCAGGAUUCCUUGUGUUCGCCGAUACUUACCACGUGUCUAUUCCGUUUGUUCAGCUUGAAAUACAAAUCGCACCAUGGCCGAUGUCGAAGAACCAGGUAGCCCAGCUCCAGAUACUACUGAUAUCAGCACAGCCCUUCAGGAGGUUUUAAAGACUGCGCUGAAACAUGGCGUCAUGGUACACGGGCUCCACGAGUCCGCUAAGGCCCUUGACAAGCGACAAGCUGCGUUGUGUGUAUUGGCUGAGAACUGCGAUGAGCCCACGUAUAAGAAGCUUGUGCAGGCCCUUUGCUCCGAGCACCAGAUCCCGUUCUUGAAGGUCGACUCAAACAAGAAACUCGGGGAAUGGACGGGCCUUUGCAAAAUUGACAAGACAGGCAAGCCAAGGAAGAUUGUUGGAUGUUCCUGUGUCGUUAUUCAAGAGUGGGGAGAGGAAACACCUGCGCUCGAUUUCGUACGGGAAUAUAUUGCUAUGAGAGCAGCUUAAUUUUCUUUUAAAUACAGUUUUUUUUCCAACUAA